Molecule: messenger RNA, 2157 nt
Organism: Talaromyces amestolkiae
Lineage: Eukaryota; Fungi; Ascomycota; Eurotiomycetes; Eurotiales; Trichocomaceae
Exons: 15
Coding region: 1-2157 (718 amino acids)
Biological process (GO): mismatch repair; chiasma assembly
Cellular component (GO): nucleus
Molecular function (GO): ATP-dependent DNA damage sensor activity; ATP binding; mismatched DNA binding
Source: RefSeq, a predicted model, not a curated record
AUGGCGUCGCUGAAGAGAAAACGAGAUUUAGGUCCAAGAAACUCGUUCAGGGCUUCGAGUGCUCAGCGACGAUUUGCAACGGAUCCUGUCAAUCCAAUUCGAUUGCGACCAAUUAAUCCUGAUACUUUCAACGUCACUACAGGAUUGGAGCACGUACCGACUCACGGGUGGUGUGGCGUACCUUCUGCAAUAAAUGAAGAUGAACACGGUAUUGACGACUCGGGAGAGGUUGUCAUGGCCGUCGACAUCAAGGAGAAAGGCACAGUCGGCUGUUGCUUCUACAUUGCUCGUGAAGAGAGGCUCGGCAUUCUCGGUGAUGUUCAAUUUGGUGAAGAAAAUCUGAUUGAUAUCUUGAAACUCGAAAUCAACCCGACUACCAUAUUGACCUCGACUCGAGCAGAGGAAGCUACAAUGGCUGAUGUACAAAGCUCAGAUGAUGCGCUUCGUCUCCCUUAUCGCAUAGACGUACGGCCGAUCCAAGAGUACAGUGUCAACGACGCAAAGGUAAAGUUGGCCGAGUUGGAGAUCUUCCACCAAGAGGCAGACCUUGCACAAUUCCUCGUGCCUGGAGACGGACUUACUCAACAAGCCGAGGAAAUGAUCGCCGAGAAUGCAGGAUUCUCUUUCGAAAAAGGAAAACUCCUUCGACUAGGGGGAAUAUUUGCUACACAUACCUUAGACCUCCAGGAGGCAAUUCGUGAGACACAUUGGCAGGAUAUGGUUUCGUUACGUGAAAGGGUAGAUAUCGAGGAAUCGCAAGAGCAACAGAGAACAGUCAUCAAACAAGGCGUGGACCGUGACUUAGACCUCCUCAAAGACAGAUACAAUGGUCUCGACGGUUUAUUGAAACAAGUCGCCAUCGAUGUUGCUUCCACCAUUCCCGCAAGUCUCCAGAUUGAAGUCAAUGUGAUCUACUUCCCGCAAUUAGGCUUCAAUAUCGCCAUCCCUUUUGACGAUACAGGACGUGCAGCGUAUACGGGAAGUUGUGGAACGUGGGAGCAGGUUUUCACAACCGAAAAUAGAGCAUAUUUCAAGGACGAAAGAAUGAGGGAGUUGGACGAAAAGCUUGGUGAUAUCUACGGUCUUGUUUGUGAAAGAGAAAUAGAGAUUGCCCACGAGAUAGCCCAAAGUGUUUUGAAGUUCGAGGAGAUGCUUUCGGCGUGCUCAGACCUCUGUGGAGAGCUAGAUUGUUACCUUGCGAUGGCUAAAACUGCAGAAGUUUACAAAUUCGCUCGACCUCAAAUGUCCACGGAGAACGUGAUUCGAGUCGAAGGUGGACGGCAUCCUCUUCAGGAGCUUACUGUAGCUUCAUAUAUUUCUAACGACGUCAAUUUAUGCGGUGGCUAUGGUGCUUCUGAUCGCCGACAUUCGAACGGCCCGAGCAUGUUGCUGUUAACAGGGCCAAACUUCUCCGGAAAGAGUAUAUACAUGAAGCAGGUUGCCUUGAUAGUGUAUCUGGCUCACAUCGGAAGUUAUGUUCCUGCUCAAGCUGCAGAGAUAGGGAUUACUGACAAGAUCUUGACUCGUAUCAGUACUCCAGAAACUGUAUCGAAGAUCCAGAGCACAUUUAUGCUGGACUUGCAGCAGAUUUCACUGCUCCUAAAGUUCUCUACACGAAAAAGCUUGAUUAUUAUUGACGAGUUUGGGAAAGGCACUGAUCUGAAUGAUGGGGCUGGUUUAGCCUGCGGUAUCUUCGAGUACCUUUUAAGCCUUGGUGACGAAAGGCCGAAAGUUCUUGCUGCCACCCAUUUUCAUGAGAUAUUCGAGAAUGGAUUCUUACCAGAGAGACAACCUCUAACCUUUGGACACAUGGAAGUCAGAGUUGAUGAGGAACUUGCCAACGCCAGAGAGCAGAUCACCUAUCUCUACAAUUUCAAGUUAGGACGCAGUAAUAAGAGCUUCGGAAUACUGUGCGCUGCUAUGAACGGCGUCGAUGAAGCUAUCGUUGCAAGGGCAAACGAGUUGGUGUCACUCUCGGCCCGAGGACAAGACCUCGUCGCAGCUUGUGCCAGAAUUUCCAAGACAGAGGAGGCAAUCUUAGAGAAAGCGGAGUCGAUUGCCCGCAGAUUCUUGAACAUGGACCUAUCGACGAAAAUGGGAAGAGAUAUCAAGCAGGUUCUGGCUGAUUUGCUAGCGGAUGGAGCAGUUAUUGUCUGA